AUGACUUAUCCGGGACUAACGGAUGAUGGUCUCGUACGAUACCAUAGCUUGAAGGCCAAUAUUAAGUCUACUGGUCUAGCCACGGUUUGUCAAGAGGCAAAAUGCCCUAACAUUGGAGAGUGCUGGAGUGGAGGCACCGCUACUAUAAUGCUCAUGGGGGAUACUUGUACAAGGGGAUGCCGGUUUUGUGCAGUGAAAACAAGUCGGAAGCCUCCAGCAUUGGAUGCCAGUGAGCCUUCUACUGUAGCAGAGACAAUAUCGAAGUGGAAGGGAGAGGACGGCAAUCAGCUGAGCUACAUAGUAUUGACUAGUGUUGAUCGCGAUGAUGUACUCGAUCAAGGAUCAAUGCACAUUGCCGAGACUGUGAGAAAACUGAAAGAGAAAAUGCCGGAUUUGCUCGUCGAGGCGUUGGUGCCCGAUUUCAAAGGGGACAGCUUCUGUGUGAAGGAAGUAGCGACUAGUGGUCUUGAUGUAUACGCGCAUAACAUCGAGACUGUGGAAAGACUAACACCCUCUGUAAGAGAUCGCAGAGCUGGGUAUCGACAGAGUCUUCGUACAUUGGAAAUGGCGAAAGAGUAUUGCCCUAAGCUUUUGACUAAAUCGUCUAUCAUGUUGGGCUUGGGUGAAGAGGACGUCGAGGUUGAACACGCUAUGAAGGAUCUCAGGGAUUCUGGAGUUGAUGUCGUGACUUUUGGCCAAUAUCUACAACCGACGAAGCACCAUAUGAAGGUGACACGGUAUGUCACCCCUGAGGAGUUCAACAAGUGGAAGAAAAUUGCGGAAAAAAUGGGGUUCAGGUAUUGUGCAAGUGGUCCCUUAGUCCGCAGUAGCUAUAGGGCUGGGGAGUACUACAUGGAAUCAAUGAUUCGAAAUAGGCAGCAAGAAGAAGUGACGCUGUAGUUGACGUGUUUGUUCAGUCGUUAUAUUUUCUA
This is a messenger RNA of Perkinsus marinus ATCC 50983, 932 nucleotides long. Its product is annotated as lipoic acid synthase precursor, putative. The record is from RefSeq and is a predicted model, not a curated record. Gene Ontology annotation, biological process: lipoate biosynthetic process. Lineage: Eukaryota; Perkinsozoa; Perkinsida; Perkinsidae. The transcript has 9 exons. The coding region runs from base 1 to 900 and encodes 299 amino acids. Gene Ontology annotation, cellular component: mitochondrion. Gene Ontology annotation, molecular function: 4 iron, 4 sulfur cluster binding; lipoate synthase activity.